Molecule: messenger RNA, 1710 nt
Organism: Tarenaya hassleriana
Lineage: Eukaryota; Viridiplantae; Streptophyta; Magnoliopsida; Brassicales; Cleomaceae
Product: allantoate deiminase
Exons: 12
Coding region: 133-1695 (520 amino acids)
Molecular function (GO): hydrolase activity, acting on carbon-nitrogen (but not peptide) bonds, in linear amidines
Source: RefSeq, a predicted model, not a curated record
UGUGGGUGAGCGAGUGGCGUUGGUUCCGUUUCCGUGGCUGCGUUCUCAGCUUGCGAACUUUGCCUUCUCUUCUCUCUCUCUCUCGUGACAUUCCGUUUCGUUUUUGUCGCAAAGCUUCCUCUAGCCGCAGCCAUGGCGACGGUUCCUCCUCUUCCUCCUCCUCCCAGAUCUCAUCCCUUCAUCCACACCGUCUCUCAUCAUUGGCAUCACCUUCAUCGGCAUCAUCAUCAUCAUCAUCAUCACACUUCGUUCGUUCUCUUCUGGUGCCUCAUGGUUUCUCUGUUCCCGCCUCUCGCUUUGUCGUAUUCAGUCUCUUCUUCUUCCCAAAUCUCUCUUGGAAUUGGCGAUUCAGAAGGAACGAGGCAGGAUCUGCACCAACAACUCCUAAGAGAUGAAGCCGUCGCCAGGUUACACGAGCUCGGGAAGGUGAGUGAUGCGGAUGGUCACCUGGAAAGGACUUUCAUGAGUCCAGCUUCCAUGAGGGCAAGAAAUCUUAUCAAAGGAUGGAUGGAUGAUGCUGGUUUAUCAACGUGGGUUGACGUCAUGGGAAAUGUACAUGGUCGAGUGGAUCCAAAGAAUGGAAGCACACAGGCUCUGUUAAUUGGUUCCCAUAUGGACACAGUUGUUGAUGCUGGUAAAUACGAUGGCUCGUUAGGGAUAAUAUCUGCAAUAUCUGCUCUAAAGGCGCUGAAUGUCAAUGGCAAGCUGAGAGAAUUAAAACGGCCUGUCGAGGUGAUUGCGUUUAGUGAUGAGGAGGGAGUGAGGUUUCAGUCUACUUUCCUGGGCAGUGCUGCUUUGGCUGGUAUCAUGCCAGUCUCUCGCUUGGAGAUUGCUGACAAAAGUGGUGUCACUGUGCAAGAUGCUCUUAAAGAGAGCUCAAUAGACAUAACAGAGGAAAAUCUUUUGCAGCUGAAGUACGAUCCUGCAUCUAUUUGGGGCUACGUAGAGGUUCACAUUGAGCAAGGACCUGUUCUAGAAUGGGUCGGUUAUCCUCUAGGGGUGGUGAAAGGCAUUGCAGGUCAGACGAGACUGAAGGUGACUGUAAAAGGUUCUCAGGGACAUGCUGGAACAGUUCCAAUGUCAAUGCGCAAAGACCCUUUGGCCGGUGCAGCCGAACUGAUUGUACUUCUGGAAAGUGUUUGCAAAAACCCUAAAGAUCAUUUAUCUUGUGACGGCGGUAUAUGCAACGGGGACAUGAUAGAAUCUCUUGCUAGUUCCCUUGUCUGCACAGUUGGAGAAAUCUCGGCAUGGCCGAGUGCUAGUAAUGUCAUCCCAGGCCAGGUAACGUUCACUGUGGAUUUACGUACCAUAGAUGACGUAGGACGUGAGGCUAUUCUCCACGACUUAUCAACGAGGAUGUACCAGAUAUGCGACAAACGGUCUCUUUUAUGCUCCAUUGAGCGCAAGCAUGACGCCAAUGCAGUAAUCUCAGACCCAGAGCUGACUUUGCAGCUGAAAUCAGCAGCUCAGACUGCUCUGAAGAGAAUGACGGGGGAGAACCAAGAUGAAGUCCCCGUUCUAAUGAGCGGCGCCGGACAUGAUGCAAUGGCUAUGUCUCAUUUGACCAAGGUGGGCAUGCUCUUCGUCAGGUGCCGAGGAGGCGUAAGUCAUUCUCCAGCGGAACAUGUGUUGGAUGACGAUGUUGGAGCAGCCGGUUUGGCAAUCUUGGCGUUUCUGGAGUCUCAGAUGUUCUAAUGUAAGGAGAUCUAU